UCACAAACACAAUGACGUCACGGCAAUGCGUGCACUAGCACAAGUUAGAUGGGGAACCCUUCUCGCUUGUGUGGUAAAUAACAGUGAAUAUCUCGCGAUCGGGGCCACGGAUUUUCACGAAAUUUUACAGUUAGCUCGGGUAUACUUGCCCCACCCCACCGAGUUACUUUCCUGACCAUGCUGAUGCCCUGGGGGCGCAGGCGAAGUGACCACACCCAACAGAGCACGGAACCCAACAUAGGCGCUGACCCAUAUUCAACCGGCUACGAAUGUGGAAUAGCAAAAGGCGCUUGAAUAGGCGCUUGAAUAGGCCUUUUCACCAAUGAUCGCUUGUAUUGGCACGGGAAUAACGGAUGUAUAGCGAGGACAAGACAGUUUGCGGCACAAGAAGUGUGUAUGAGAACCCUAGUCAUUCCUCCUUCUCUCUAUCGGAUAGACAGAGGACAGGAGCCUGAUGUCUCGAUCGUCCCGUGUCUCUGACGAACAGCGACACCGUCCGAAGACGAAGGAUAUAUUUUUUCAAACCAGUCGACAUGAGAAAACAUAGAACCAAUUCAAGAUGUAAAUUCGUGUCGACUUUCUGUCUUUUCAUGCCAUCUUGUGAGUAUAAUGUGUUCAAAUGUCCGGAGAACAGGCUUCAGUCGUACUGGGAUAGUGCUGUAUGUGAUUUUCAUCGUCUCGGGGGUUCUGGUGUUCAGCGCAGGGGUGGGAGCCCUACCCCUCUCUGACUUUUACCCCUUCAAUGCCAGUGCCGGGGACAAUCUGACAGAUGACAGCGAUGACGGGGGGUCGGGAUCUAUCAAAAUCGGAGUCCCUUUCCCAUUCUUCAAUCGUAGUCACGAUAAGAUUUUUGUAAAUAACAAUGGAAUAAUAUCAUUUCUGGAUCAGCUUAAAACGUAUAGACCUGAAAAUUUCCCCUUGGAUUCCGAAACGCCAAUUAUUGCUCCAUUCUGGGCUGACGUGGAUGUGCAAGUUGGAGGUAAAGUGUGGUAUCGUGAGUCUAGUGAUUUCCAACUUCUUGAAAAAGCGACGGUUGAAAUAAAGACAUACUUCCCUGCUCUGAGAAGGUUCCGAGCUAACUGGAUGUUUAUCGCAACCUGGGACAAUGUUGGCUUUUACGGUGCUUCUCAAGAAGGCAAGCAAAAGAGAAAUACAUUCCAAGCAGUGCUGAUCACUGAUAGCCUGCAAUCUUUCGUCAUCUUCAACUACAACAAGAUCGAGUGGACGACCGGCUCCAACAGCGGUGGGGUGACCACGACGGGUCUCGGAGGGAAUCCUGCCCAGGUAUGGAAGGCUGGAUUUAACGCCGGGGACCAGAAGACAUAUAUGGAAAUUCCGGGGGCGCGGAAAAAUGCCGUCUUAAACCUCACUCUGACAAGCAACGUUAACAUCCCUGGUAAAUGGGUGUUCCGUGUGGACUCUGCUACUAUUCUAGGAAGCUGUUCUGAUAAAGGUAGUGGAGACGUGCUUGUUUGGCCCAGUUCUGGUCUUGUCCUUGGAGGCCAGAUAAUCUACCUGUCUGGUCCGUGUUUUAAUGAAGGCUCCGAGCUAUUGGCUCGUUUUGAUGACGUCAACAUCACAUUCCCAUGCAGUUACUAUACAUCCGCACGCGCCCAGUGCAUCACACCAACCGUCUUUCGGACAGGCCCCCUUACUCUGUCACUCAAUGUAGAUAAUGGUGGCUGGAACUACACCGGCACAUAUACUACAAUGAACAUAGCUCAGGUUGAACCCAAAGUUAAACGUGUGGACCCCAAGAAGUGGUUCGUCAAUCAGUCCGUGAAUAUCUCCUGGGAUACUUCCAGUUUUCCGUCCAGAAACAUCACCAACAUCACUGUUGAAGUGCUAGAAUAUAAGGAAGUCAACGGGACUCCCUCCUUGAGAAGGGUGGUGAACUUCAUCGACAUCAACUAUUCAUCGAGGUCCUUGUUUCACUUCAAGCUCCAAAAUAUAUCCACAGCAGCCAUAUUGAAAGUCAGCGGCCAAGAUGACGAAUUUAACGGGUCUGCAAUGGCCAUAUGGUCAGACGUGUUCCCAGCGAGAUGGCCAAGUCCUUCAAAGUCUGCGGGGUGGUGCCGGGCGUGGAUGGACAAGGAGGGGAGGGGACUGAACCUGACCCAGACAGAGCCCUGUCCGUGCACCAGGAAUCAGGCCGACGGGGACACAGGGAGGUACCAGCCCGACCCCUUCUGCAACCAGCGCUCAAAGGACCCUAUAGAACGUAGUUGUUUGUACAGAGGAGGGGCGACGGAUUGUAUCAUGUCAAAUUAUCAGGGGUCUUCGGAAGGCAGCCAAGUAUGUUGUUACAGUGCCGAUGGCGAGUUGUUGAAUGCUCAGGGGAUGGAGGGCGGUGGCACACUAGGGCGAUAUCAUUACAGAUCUCAGAGCGACGACGCCGUCGCUUUUUUCUCGUAUUUUGACCAAGAUGUGCUUCCAUACACCCACUGUUGCCAAUAUUCACAGACGCACUGUCGGGAGUUUCUAACUUACCAUCGACCACCGGUUACCUGUGUGGGCUAUUCACCACCCGCAGCUGCCCAGGCAGCUGGGGAUCCCCAUUUAGUAACGCUGGACGGGAAGGGGUAUACAUUCAAUGGGGAGGGGGAGUUUGUGUUGUUGGAAGACGACAACAGCAGCGUUGUGGUUCAAGUCAGGACAGCCCAAGCCAGGGACACUAAUGACGAACUGCAGAACGCGACGAUGUUCACGGCAGCGGCAGUGGCGAUACGGAACGUCACUGACAUAUUGGAGGUUCGUCUCGACAAGGAUGACAUUGUCCAGUUCCUGGUCAAUGGAAAAGAACGUGACCUCACUUCAUCUACCUCAGAAUUUAACGGACUUACAGUGUAUCGUAACAAAACAAGCAACAUCACGGCGGAGGUGACGGUGGUCAUCAACCCCGCCGGGGUGUCGGUACUGAUGCAGGCGACAGACAAACUCUUAAACAUUAUGGUGAUGGUGGGAUCACCGCAACUUAAAGGAAGAUUACGGGGGUUGCUAGGCAACUACAAUGGUAACCAGAGUGAUGAUUUUGUGUCCCGCAACGGAACAGUACUGCCGCAAAAUGCCUCAAUGGGGGAGAUCCACUACGACUUCGGGUUGACGUGGUCUGUUAUGGAUGAUGAAACUAUUUUAACGCCAUUGCUUCGGCAAGAUGACCCUGGCGAAUCGCUGAAGCCUGUGUUUAUAGACAGCAUAGACAAAGAGAACUUGCGCAAUGGGACAGAGGAAGUGUGUGGUAGCAAUGAACAAUGCAGAUUUGACUAUCAGGUGACAGGGGACGCCGAUAUUGCCAUGAGCACGAAAGCGUUUAGUCAAAGAUUCGAGGAUAGAAGGAAUAGCAUCAAACCAGUGGUGAGGUGCAGUUACCUGGAUACGGUCGCCAACGGCAACCGGACCGUGUCUGGCUACACGGAAGGCUCGACGGCCAACUUUGUGUGUGAUUCAGGGUACCAACUAAAGUUUGGUGACGCACAAUUGGUAUGCCAGGCAAACAGCAAAUGGAGUGGGACAGCGCCAGCUUGUGUUGAGGAAGUGAAGGUCCCCAGCACGGUGUCGCCAACCACGCUGAUCUACAUUGGUGCAGGGACCGCUGGCGGUGUCGUCGUCAUUAUCCUAGUUGUAGUUGUGUGUGUGUGUACAUGUCGGUCCACAAGGAAGAAGAGGUCCUCUGAGGAGGGAUCGGCAAAAGAAGAUGUAGAACUUCCCCAUAUUUUCCCUCCCUCACCUCACAUUCCAACAACAGUUUUUGCAAAUGAAUACUUUUUGCAAAGUUUGCACAAGUUAGCCGACAGUGGCUCCUUCAAGAUCCCGCGACCGACCUAUGUUGAUCCUACAAUAUAUGAAGAAUAUUUCUAGUCGGACAGUAGAGGCUUCGUUACCAUCACCCACGAGCACCUAGUGACCCCAAGCGUGACCUUGGCAGCAUAAGUGUGGACACUGAACACGUGCUGAACACGUUGCAAACAGACACUGAUAGUGCAUCCAGUGUGAUGAAAGGACAGUCAACAAUGAAUGAGUGUAUCAUAAACAAAGGAUUGAAAACAAAGGCUGUACAUAUGUGAAUUUCUCAACUUUCCUGUAUAUAAGAGUACGAUUUUCUAGUCAUAAUGCAACCAGUGCUUUCUUAGAUAUUGCAGUGUGAUUGGAUCAAACUCACGUGAAGGCUGCACGUGACCGGUGCUGAUUGAGGUCAAGGCUGUGCCAUGACCUUGGUCACCGUAUGCUCUCAUUCGUCUUUCCCGUUUUAAUAUUCAUUCACUGACCUUGACCUGAAGGAAACACUACUUUGUGAAUGGAGAACUGGUGUAAAAUAAUUGUGUAAUUGUUUGUGUAGAAUGAUAAAAAAUGUGGUGUGCGUUGUCAACAUAGUGUGGAAACUCCUUGUGUGCGUGUAUGCUUUGUAAGGCCCCAAGGCAUACAAUUAUCUUGCAAUAAAUCAGUAAUAUGGCACGUACGUUGCGGACCCACAGGAAUCACAAACAGAAGGACUUUCUGCAGAGAUGACACAGGGAGGACGUUAAUAUAAACGCAAAUGACAGAGAAUAACCAGUCUCGAUUAUCCACCGAAACAGAUUCCAUUGGGCAUUAUAGAUGAAAUAGCAGUGAAGAUUAUGUGAAUGGAUCGCUGAAAGUCAGUGACGACAUCGGGUGUUUUCGAAAAGUGAAAACGAAAACUAAAACGAAAGUAAACUGUGUGUUAUAAACAUGUUCAUAAAUCCUAUGGGCAUCUUUUUGUGUCGUUGGUUACCUGAAUGUUUCUUCAACUAAGUCUGAGAUAUAAUAUUUGCACAUUGGUCAAUUUAGUUAUGGUUUAUAUAAUCCUGGAGCAUAGAUUUCACUCUUUAAGCAAACAUGUUCACAGUUGGUACUAUGGAACUCCCAAGAAUAUGUGCUAUAGUAAGGAAAUUAUGUACGAAAAUAAUCAUCUGCACCUGUAGAAACACGAUUUCUGUAUGUAAUGAUCAAUAUUUGUGGAUUACAUGUACCAUUAUGUUCAUAGGACAGUUGGAUUCAUAAUAUAUUAUAGUUAGCUACGUCAUAAACUAUCAAAUGUAACUGAAGUGCCCAAGUGGUUAAAUCAACCACUAUAUAUAACACGUCAACGCCAGAGAAAUCUGUCUGGACUAGCUGCCGAAACAGAUUCCAUUUGGCGUUAGAGCAAAUUGCGGUGAAAAGUUUAUGAAGAGUCACUGAAAAUCAUUGAUAACCCCAGGUGUUCAUGAAAUGCAUGAAACGUUUGGUUUGGCUACGUUUUGCCAAUCCAACAAAUUCCACUUCCCUUAAGACAUUUACAGGCAGUUACAAGCAGUUACAGGCAGUUACAAGCGGUUACAGGCAGUUACAAGCGGUUACAGGCAGUAACAAGCAGUUACCGGCUAUGGUCCUUUGUCUGCAACAAGAUUGUAUUGCUGGUAUCCCGUGAUAUACCUCAUUAUGUUCCCAAAGACAAAUGUACAUAGAUCGAUUCCUUAAGUUUGUACUCCUCAAUGUAUCAUAUUACUGUAACAUUAAGAAACAGACCUAUAGUGAUGUUUAGACACUUUUAGAUUUCAAGGUUUAGAAUUGUUACAGAUUUUGUUUUUUAACAGCAACAAUAUGAUAUUUCUGUGGUUAGUAUCUCAGCUGUUACUUCUAUUCCAGAAAACAUCAAAUUCAGAAUAUUUAGUAACUUAAUACAGGUUUUAAUCAUUCUGAAGAUCCCAUCGACAUCCAAUUUUUGUACAUCGUCAUAUGCCAUAUAAUUGUUAUUAUCACAGCCAUUUCAGCAUUUAUUUUCUUCAUAGUUUCAUCUCAACAUCAAAAUCAUGUAUCGUUUUAUACCUUGGCACUGCAUCUCAGUCUCGCAAUAUCAAUACAGUGAAACUAUCAGGAUAAUGGUUACUUAUUGUAGAUGCAUAUUUGUAUCUCAUUAACUGGAAAUAUUUACUUUAUAGAGAAAUUAAUUUUACAUAAUUCUUCUUUUGGAAUCGCCAACAUGACGCUGCAAGUUAGGAAGUGGUGGUAAAUGUGACUUAGUGUCUUCAGGGAGUGUUCCAUAGCCAUAAUAUUGAGACGUGUUUACAUAAUUGGUAUCAUGUGCAAUAUCUGAGACCAAAGACGGGGAAAAUAACUUUUUUUGCUCAUGGACAGAUAAGUCGUACACGUAGGAAUAAGACGUCAUAUUCAUCAAGCUGAUGUCGUACCAUGAAAAUUUUGUUUCUCACCCGAGUUAUUUUCAAAAAGAACCACGCUUUUCCCUUUUACUCAGUAGGGAGGAACUACUCGGGCCGCCAUGGAGGCACACCCGACUCGUAUACAGCCGAGUGGCCGCGAAUCAAUUUAGUAAGGAAGAUAACUCUUACUUUUAAAGUCCGGACAACCUUCUUAUUCAUGAAACCGUUAUUUACCGGGCAGAUCCGAACUUUAUUGUUCGUUCAGAAGAACCCUUCACAUGAUAAACUUGUUUCAUACUAUUCAUGGCCUAAGUGGGUAUACCCAAUUUGAAUCAUUCUUACCUGUUUGCUCAUUGUUUUGUAAAUGGCAUAAUGAAUCAUUCUGCUUCUCUCGCACUGAUAAACAUUGUAAAAUAAUUUUUAGAGAUAACUGCAAAUGAGUCUUAUAACCGAGGGAGACUUAUGGUUAUAUUUAAAUUUCGUUGCACAUUAUGCUUUGCAGGAAUCAUUUGUUUUUUGACAAAGUGGGUGAAAACUUUGUCAUUCUUUGUAGUAAUGUUGCCUCGGAAAUCUUUGUGUGUCAGUUUCUUAACCGCAUCUUGCUUUCAUCUCGUCAUAAUAGACAUGAAACCAGAACUGGAUGAUGUAAAUCUCAAUAAGGGCUCUUAACCACUUAUCAGUUAGGCCCCAAAUGAGUAUAUGUAAAGCAAAUUUUGAUUUUAUUUUGUUGUACGAAUCGUCAGUGAUUUGUAUGGCUUGAAAGUCACAGUGAAUGGAAGAUGUAUGCUAACAGGAGUUGUGUCCCUUUGCACAUGGAUGAUCCGUUUCCAUACCUGUCACGUGCUCUAGGCACAUCGUGAGUGCUGGCGUCAUUUCUAUUUAUAGAACACUUCACGUGUUCACUAUUGAAUUCAGAACCUUUCUGUCGGAAUAGGUCCUAUUGAAUCUUGAAUGCGAGGAGUGAUUCCAGUAGAUGAACUACUCAAACAGAGUUAAGGACUCCCGAUUCUUUCCUAUUACCAUAGUUAAUCCAUCAUGCCUUGACAGGUUAACUUUAGUAAUAUAACAGAAUCGGGGGGUCCUUAGCAUUUUUUGAGUGAUAUAUGUUAAGGUAAUCCGGAAUCACGUCGCACAUUUAAUAUUUUAUACAAGUCGACAGAAACGUUCCAAAUGAAAAAAAAAUGUGCCUCCAUUUUACCUUGUUGUCUUAGAAUACGAAGAGCCGUCUGUGUGUGCCUUAUCGUCAACAGAGGUGACUGGCAAACUGGCUUAUUUAUUGAUUGUGUACAUAGUAUGCUCGACUGAAUUUGAAAUAAAAUAUGAAACAUUAA
Molecule: messenger RNA, 7486 nt
Organism: Haliotis rufescens (red abalone)
Lineage: Eukaryota; Metazoa; Mollusca; Gastropoda; Lepetellida; Haliotidae
Product: protein mesh-like
Exons: 18
Coding region: 610-3858 (1082 amino acids)
Biological process (GO): cell-matrix adhesion
Source: RefSeq, a predicted model, not a curated record